AUGCCUCCGUCCACCGGGCGGCACAACCCGCGCCCCGCCCCAUUCCUCCAUCGCGCUCUCUCCUCAGGAAAGAAAGGCCGAAGUGCCACCAUUAAAGCCCCUCUGUCCUCUCAUCGCACAUACAAAGUUGCUCCAAGUCGCGGGGGUUCUGGCGGCCUGCGAGGGUUAGGCGGGGCCGCGCAGCGGUUCUGCUUCCCGCUCCGCAGGGCUCGGCUCCGAGAUGAUGGCAGCAGCAGCAUCAGCGAGCAGGGAGGGCGUGUGUGUGCGCGCGUGCGCGCGCCUGUGCGCGGGAGGGCCCCCGCGUUCCCCUGCGCGCCCGCUCCUGCCUCCUGCCCUCCACGCUGCGAUGCCAGCAGAAUCCCUAACGCGCGCUCCCACCCUCCGGGGUGCUCACACUCUCGCGCGCGCGUGCACCCCAGCGCCGCACCCCCGGCCCUGCACGCCCCACUCGCCCUCCUGGGGCGAUCACAAAGAGCCGGGUGCCCCGGCCCCCCCGGAGUCCCCAGAGCGCGGCCCGCAGCGCUCGCUGAGCGAACCUGCGACCCCUUCCGGGCUGGCCUCGUCUCAGGUCCCUUGGGGCUCCCAGAGGGGACCCCUCGGGCGUCCCUGCUGUGCCACCAUGCCCCACCGGGCCGCGACCACGCUCCCAGCCUGAACCCCAGCCAGGGCGCCCAACUUGAGCUCCCGGCGCUCGCACCCAAAGGCGCCGGCUCCCUCCUCGCCCGCUCCACCGCCCGCAGCCGCGUGCUCUCCCGCUCCGUUCUUUCCCCUCUUCUGUCACUGCCCCUUCUUUACCUCCUCUCCUUUCUCCUUAUCUACACCCAUGCCCCUCCCCCAGAUUCUGUUCCGCUGUCUCUCCCGGUUUCUCUCCCGCUACGUUGCCGCCGCCCUCUCCCGCGCCCUCUGCUACCGGUCGCCCUGUGCUGCCUCUCACAUUCUCCGCAUUACAUUGGGUGCCGCCCGCGGCUCGCUCGGCCCAGUGUUGGAGCGCGCAGUGGGCGGCGAGGGUACCCGCUGUGCCCCGGCCCCGCCGUCCCCUCCGCUCUCCACUCGCUUUGCGGCUCCUCGCUCCGGCCUGACGGGCGGCGACGUCCCGCGCUAGCCUCGGUUGUCGCUGACAGCUCCCAUCCUGCCCGGGCUUAAAGGGAUAGCUCACUGGGCUCGACCUGCCCCACCCGGGGGCACCGAGGAGGGCAGCCUCGUCGCGCCGAGACAGUCCGGGGCUGUGGCGCUGUGCGGGCGGCGUCCUGUCCGCAGUCGUUGAGCCGGGCCGUUCCCGGCUGGAGAACCACUGACAGCUGCCUGGCUGUGAUGCUUCACUACCCCUGAGAAAAGCCCCCUCCAUCCGUCUCUUCCUCAUUAAGCAUGGAGAAUGGGGGGGACCUGGUGUGAGCAGCCCCCUUCCCUGCACAAAGUUUCUUCUCUCUCCAACUGAAGCCUCCUCUCUCUGAUACCUGCAAACACAGUCCAUGGCUCAACUACCGAAGCUUAAUGCACGUUGAGAAAAAGGAAGAAAGGACCUGACCACCGACACGCUGUCUUCAACUGUGAGAUGACCCUGUGUCCUGUA
Messenger RNA from Hipposideros armiger (great roundleaf bat), 1570 nucleotides. RefSeq lists its product as uncharacterized. The record is from RefSeq and is a predicted model, not a curated record. The coding region runs from base 1 to 1143 and encodes 380 amino acids. The transcript is spliced from 4 exons. Lineage: Eukaryota; Metazoa; Chordata; Mammalia; Chiroptera; Hipposideridae.